This is a messenger RNA of Amphiprion ocellaris (clown anemonefish), 4091 nucleotides long. RefSeq names its product syntaxin binding protein 4 (gene stxbp4). The record is from RefSeq and is a predicted model, not a curated record. The transcript is spliced from 25 exons. Gene Ontology annotation, biological process: regulation of insulin secretion involved in cellular response to glucose stimulus; insulin receptor signaling pathway. Lineage: Eukaryota; Metazoa; Chordata; Actinopteri; Pomacentridae. Gene Ontology annotation, cellular component: cytoplasmic vesicle. Bases 316 to 2610 code for a protein of 764 amino acids. Gene Ontology annotation, molecular function: syntaxin binding.
GUUUUCUGGAGUAAACGGACAAAGAAAGAAAGAACGAGUGGAACCAAAGUUGCAGGUUCAUUGUGAGGAUCGGUCCAGAUGCCACCAGAUACCAAAGUCACAGAUCAGCUGGAAAUCAGGAAAGAGGGUCCAAAGAAAAGCCCCAGCAUGAAUCCUCAUCAGAAAGGUUGUUGACUCAACUCUCUCUGAACUGUAUCACGACAACAGCAGCACACCAGGUCUGUCUUGCGGCUGAGCGGCUGAACUUCCAUCCCCUCCAGCCUGCAGGGUGACUGACGGGUAUCAGGCUGGAUUAGUGCUAAAGACCGCUGUGCGAUGCCAUUCCUCCCUCAGGACGCCGAGCGAUUCGAUGGGCUGUCUCUCCUCUACUGGACGAUCAUGGGGCCUCACGGCAUCAACCGGGCCGUCCAGAGGCUCGAGUUCUGCGACUGCAAGAAGGGACUCGGUGUGAAAAUAAUCGGAGGCUACAGGGAGCUGACCGGGGAGGAGUUCGGGAUCUACAUAAAGAGGGUGAUCGGCGGCGGGCUGGCAGCUCUGGACGGUCGGCUUAAGUCAGGUGACCUGAUUCUGGAUGUCAAUAACAACAGUCUGAUCGGGGUGACCAAUGAAAGGGCCGUAGAGAUCCUGAGGACGGCUUCACUCUCCAAUCACAUGUCGCUGCUGGUCACCAGAGACGACGAGUCCAGAAGGGAGUUUGCUGAGCUGAUGGAAAAGUACGGGUCCAAUAACAUCACAGCUUCAGGACGGAUCUCACCGACGCAGCUCUCCACAGGGAAGCUGACGGACACGGCUUCAUCCUCCUCUUCCUCCCGAUCUGAGAGCCCCCAGCUGCUGAGCCCUAAAGAGGGGGUCACCGCCUACAGCCAGGCCUCCACCUACACCAACCACCAGUACACCGUGCACACACCUACGCUCGCCUUCAGUGACAGUGUCAUUCAACUGAUAUGCGUUGCCAAGGGAACAGGCCUGGGGCUGGUCAUCAAGGGCGGAGCAAACCGUGCCGAAGGACCAAUGGUGUUCAUUCAGGAAAUAGUGCCUGGAGGAGACUGUCAGAAGGACGGCAGGCUGCAGGUCGGGGAUCAGCUGGUGUCCAUCAACAAAGAGUCUUUGAUCGGAGUGACAUAUGAGGAGGCCAGAAGCAUCCUGACGAGAACCAAACUCAGACCCGACCCCACAGUGGAGAUUGCCUUCAUCAGGCGGAGGUCUUCCUCCAGCUCCAGCAGUGGACCACACAGUCCCAUCUCCCUGCAGGGCUCCGGGGGAGGAGGACCCCAGACCAGAGCUCCAGGGCUGGGACCUGGACCUCCACAGCCCACCAUGGUCACCAAGAUCACCUCCAGCAGGAACCCAGCCAGCGAGACUCUGCCCACCGUUAACGUCACCCAGGUCCGAGUGUCUCCAGGUAGAACAGAACAGACUCAUGUUUCCUCCCCAGCAGAGACUCACAGCAGCACUGAGACAAACACUGAUCUCAGCAGCAGUCAGGUUCCUCAGAAAAGUCGCCUCAGACUGGACCGACUGGAUCAGGCUCUGGAUGUGAUCGGUCUGAAGCCCAGCGAGUCCCAGCGUCAGACGCUCCGGUCCAGAAUACGAGUUGAUCCAUCCGGAACCGUCGCCUUCUCAGACUUUGCGAACCUGACCAGAGAACUGUUCAAGCCUCAGCUGGAGGAACUUCCAGUCACCCAUCCAGGAUCCAGGUUCACCUCCGAGGAUCUGUCCAGUCUGCUGGAGACGCCGUCCAACCCGCUGCCAUCUCUGUCGGACUCUGAGGACCUGGAGGAAAUGGAGAGGCUGAGGAAGGAACACAUCGAGGCUCUGAGGGAGAUCAAGAGGCUGCAGGAGCAGCUGGUGGAAUCUCAGAAGGUUCAUCAUCAGCUGGAAGAGGAGCUCAGCAAAGUCAAACAGGAGAUGAAGGUAGGAGCUGAGGAGAGUCGGUCUCUCCGUUCUCGGGUCCAGGUGGCUGAGGAGGCCCAGAAACAGGCCCGUGGGAUGGAGAUGGACUAUGAGGAGGUGAUCCACCUGCUGGAGGCCGAGAUCGCUGAGCUGAAGACCCAGAGGGUGGAGCAGCCGGCCAAUCAGGUGGCAGCUAACAAGGUGGUGAUCAAUAAGGAGGAGGCCGAGGAGCUGAAGAAGAGAGUCGCUGUCCUCGAGUGUCAACUACGGAAAAGCGAAGCGGCCAAAAAGGGUUUUGAGAUGUCGACCGGGAAACUGCUGAUUUUUGUAGAGAACGUUCAGGAGUUCCUGCUGGAGAGUCACGGACCCACAAAGAGCUACAGCUCCGGAGAUGUGAAGGUCGGCCCGUCGUCUCAGAACGCGGCGUCCCGCCAUAAGAAGAGUCCGUGGACGGCGUCCUCGUUGGCCCAGGAGGCGAAGGAUCUGAGCCGGACGGUCCGAGCAGUUCUGGAGUUCGACUGUCUUCCUUAUGGCUGGGACGAGGCCUACACAGCAGCCGGAGUCAAAUACUACAUCAAUCAUGUGACCCAGACGACGUCGUGGAGUCUCCCUGAGUCCAACGUUCCUCCUUCACCUCCGUUGUCCUCGGCGCUGGAUGGAGAACGAGACGGAGAACUGGACCGGAGAACCAACCCGUCCAUAGAGACCGAGAUGUAGAGGACUCGUCGUCGUGGCAACCAGCUGUUCUUUAAACACUUUAUUAUCGUGGUUCUAUGAAAGGUGAGCUGCUCUGCUCAGGGAUUCUAACCAACAUUAUUCACUCUAAAGGAUCCUGUAGUUUAGAACAUUUAGAAACCAGAUGGUUCUUUGAACCAGCGUCAGUCUGACCUUUAUGUUUGUUCCUCUUAAAUCUGUGUGUUGACUGGAAACAUCUGGUAAAGUUAACUCCACCUUAGUUUGGUUCUUCUGGUUUCAAUCUUCUGGUUUGACUCCUCUGGACACUAUACCUACUGUCAAGCAUGGAGGUGGCAGUAUCAUUGUACUAUCAAUUUAACUGACUCCAGAAUUGGUGCAGUUCAACUAAAUCUGUUGUCUUUCUGACUCAGACUUGUUUCUUCAGGUUCUUGAUGGGUCCUCGUCUGGACUUUGGGGAGACCAGUCUAGAACCUUCAUUCUAGCCUGAUGGAACCAUUUCUUUACCACUAAGAGUCAUUUCUGACCAGUUUUGAGUUAUUUUUACCAAUUUUUAAAGUAAUAUUGGACGGGUUUCAAGUCAUUCCUGAGUCAAUUUGGACAGGUUUGGUCAUUUUGGGCAAGUUUUGAGUAAUUUUGAACCUUUUUUUUUUUUGUCAUUUUUGACAAAUGUGAGUCAUUUGGGACCACUUUUUUAAAAAUAUCAUUUUGGACCAAUUUUUUUGUCAUGUUGGACAUUUCAACCAAUUUUAAGUCAUUUUGAACCACUUUUCAAUCAUUUUGGACAAGUUUGAAUAAUUCUGAACAAAUUUUUUGUCAUAUUAGACACGUUUGAGUCAUUUUGGAAACCAUUUUGGACCAAUUUCAAGUCAUUUUGAACCCCUUUUUAGUAAUUUUGAACCAUUUUUUUGGUCAUUUUGGACAAGUUUGAGUCAUUUUUGACCAAUUUUAAGGCAUUCUGAACCACUUUUCAGUCAUUUUGGACCAUCUUUUAGUAAUUUUGGACAGCUUGUUUUAUCAUUUUGGGCCAAUUGUAAGAGUAGUUUUGAACCACUUGUUAGUCAUUUUGGAUAAUUUUUUGUUCGUGCAUGUACAUAACAUGUACAGACCGAAAUCGAGACCAAAACCAAACCUAAACUACUUAAGAGGCCCAAGACCCACCCAAGACAAUCUGAAACCAGCCCUCAGCCAGGACCAGAUCCAGAGUAAAAUAAAUCCUAAACCAACUUUGGCACCUCUUGACCAGGUCGUUAUUGAAAAUGAGAAUCAGUUCUCAACUAACUUACCUGGUAAAAUAAAUAAAUCACAUCCAAAACCAGGAGAACCAAGACUGAAACCAAACAUAAACCAAUCCCAAGAAAGUCCAGAACCAGUCCAACAUCCAGUCUGAAACCAGUCCAGAAGCUCUUCUCGAAAGCCCCAGAGUAUGAUACUGCCACCUCCAUGCUUGAUGGAAAUAUGAAGCAGACUUCUCAAGCAUCACAAAUAAAGAACAUUGAAAUUAA